This is a messenger RNA of Tachysurus vachellii, 2119 nucleotides long. It is a transcript of the gene eaf1, whose product is annotated as ELL associated factor 1. Gene Ontology annotation, cellular component: super elongation complex. Gene Ontology annotation, biological process: regulation of transcription elongation by RNA polymerase II; positive regulation of DNA-templated transcription. The record is from RefSeq and is a predicted model, not a curated record. Gene Ontology annotation, molecular function: transcription elongation factor activity. The transcript has 6 exons. Lineage: Eukaryota; Metazoa; Chordata; Actinopteri; Siluriformes; Bagridae. Bases 132 to 896 code for a protein of 254 amino acids.
UAAUGUGAGCGGAAGUCUUGCCUUGUCAACAAGUUGUGUGUUGUGUGAAAACGUUAUAGAGAGAAUCUGCACAUUGAUCAGCCCGCAGGUGAAUAAAUGUAGAUGUGAGGGCUGAUUCGCUUCUUACAGUCAUGAACGGAAGCUGUAAUGCGGUGCUGGAUAAAGAGGAACAUGUUUUAAAUCUUGGAGAGAGCUUCGAGAAAAGAGCCAAAUCCUCGUUCCACACCAUCAGAUAUGAUUUUAAGCCGGCUUCGAUCGACACGUCGUGCGAAGGAGAGUUGCAAGUGGGAAAAGGAGACGAGGUCACCAUCACGCUGCCACACAUACCAGGUUCGACGCCUCCAAUGACCGUCUUCAAAGGCAACAAGCGACCGUAUCAGAAAGACUGCGUCCUGAUCAUCAACCACGACACGGGCGAGUUUGUCCUGGAGAAGCUGAGCAGCAGCAUUCAGGUCAAGAAAACCAGAGCUGAGGGCAGCAGUAAGAUCCAGGCUCGGAUUGAGCAACAGUCAGUGAGAGCCAGUCAGCCUGCGUCUCAAUUCCGAACGCCCAAUAAACCCAGCAGCGGCGUGAAGACGUCCCCGAGUAAAGACAACCCGUCUCCUGAACCACAGCUAGACGACAUCAAGAGAGAGCUGCGGGCAGAGGUGGAGAUCAUAGAGCAGAUGAGCAGCAGUGGCAGCAGCAGCUCAGACUCGGGCAGUUGUUCAGGCAGCGGAGACGACGACAGUUCCAGCAGUGAUGGAGAGCAGGAGAGCGCAAACCUCCAUCUGUCCCCCAGCCGAGAGCCUCCGAGCAACGGCACAGAAAAAUCACAGGGUAACAACCAGCUGAUAAACACGUUGAGAAACGAUCUACAGCUGAGUGAAUCAGGCAGCGACAGCGACGAUGAUUGACGUCUUUCCAUCAUCCCUCGCUCAACACUCUUCUCUUUGUCGUGACAGCCAGUUUUGUCCCACCCCUUAUAUGCAUAUAUAUAUUUUUAUUAGAUUAUUUUUAUUUUAUUAACAUGUAUUUUAAGGCUUGUUACAGGGAAAAUGCAUCUUGUGAAAAACAAAGAUGUUGGUAUCAUUGCUGUGUGUUUAAAUAGUUUGGCUUGUUUUUGACCGAAUUCGGGUUACACUCUGUAUUUCGGUUCUGAUGUCAUGCUAACAUCAUACUCUUUCAGUCCGUUCAGGAUUUCUUGCAAAAUAAAAUAAAAAACUACUAGAAUUGGUGAAAUCACAAACACAUGAUUCACCUUUAACACCCGUAGUGACUUUCUAUGAGAGCUGCACUCGUGUUUGACACACGUGAGUGAACCAUGGCUUGUGAUGACGUCAUAUAUGUGAUUGUUCACUGCUUUUGUAACUCACGUUUAUCAGGUGGAAGAUACUCUUCAGAUCCUGUGUGCGUGUGUAUAUUUUGCAUUCAUCAGUUUUCCACUGGACACAGUGAAUGAACAUAAAUGUGGAGUAGCGAACAAACUGGGAGAAUUAAAAAUCCGUUAUGGAUUGUGGGGUAGCGAGUUUACGUACGUUUCCGACGAUAACGAAAAACGAAUAACUGCACGGAUGCGUGUCAGUAAUCGCCGCUGUAAAUAAACCAAUUUAUUUUAGAAUUUAUUUUAGAAUUUUAGAAUUUAUUUUCAGAAAAACAUUGAAAUCAGAAUCUGUUUUUGGAAUAAACGUGACAAUUUUUCAGGUUGAAACAGACGAUAUGAAGGGAUAAAUUCACAACGUAUGUAGUGGAUUUUUAGUCCGGGUUUUUUUUUGUUUUGUGCUUUACCACCACCGUGCUGUGAACCGAACUAAGAUCUGCAAUGAUUCGUCCUCGCUGUUCCUCUGCACUUAUCAAGUUUAUCUGAAGCUGCUUAGGUCAAAAAAAGGUCACAUGACAUGACGAUUGCUUCUUCUGUAAAAACAGAGAAGGAAAUGUUGUAUGACUUGAACAGUGUAAUGUAAAAAAAAAUGUAUUUUAGCAUUUAUUUUAGCUUUGUGUAUAGAUUUUUGAUUGCGUUUCACCCAGUCCUAAGAGUGAAGGACAGUAUUUUGACAUAUAAAUGCCUUUUGCUCUUCAUGUUUUACGUUCAUUUGGAAUGUUCUUUGUUAUUGGAGCAAUAAAGAGUUGUUUUCUGAAA